Molecule: messenger RNA, 243 nt
Organism: Nycticebus coucang (slow loris)
Lineage: Eukaryota; Metazoa; Chordata; Mammalia; Primates; Lorisidae
Product: 60S ribosomal protein L37a-like
Exons: 1
Coding region: 1-243 (80 amino acids)
Biological process (GO): translation
Cellular component (GO): ribosome
Molecular function (GO): structural constituent of ribosome
Source: RefSeq, a predicted model, not a curated record
AUGGCUAAACGCACCAAGAAGGUCGGGAUCGUCCGUAAAUACGGGACCUGCUAUGGUGCCUCCCUCCAGAAAAUGGUGAAGAAGAUUGAAAUCAGCCAGCACUCCAAGUACACUUGCUCCUUCUGUGGCAAAACCAAGAUGAAGAGACGAGCUGUAGGGAUCUGGCACUGUGGUUCCUGCAUGAAAACAGUAGCUGGUGGUGCCUGGACCUACAACACCACUUCUGCUGUUACAGUAAAGUAA